Cinara cedri is the source of this 204-nucleotide messenger RNA. The record is from the annotation of a GenBank genome assembly. NCBI's taxonomy places the organism in Eukaryota, Metazoa, Arthropoda, Insecta, Hemiptera, Aphididae.
AUGCCACGCGGGUCUGAGCAGCAGCAGCAGCAGCAGCAGCAUAUUUUUAAACCCGAUUCCGCACGCGAAAAUGAUCAAAUUGCCGGCGGUUAUUGCGAAUCCGCAGAUCGCGAAUCGUUCGGUUCAGUUGCGGAAGUGAUAUUUCGCCUCUUCGCUUCCUCGUCCGUCACCCCGUCCACACCGCCGCCAAUUGAAGUAUUAUAA